AUGUCCUACGACGAUAUUGAAAACGCUACGCCUGAUAUUGUUAUCGGGGGCACUAUUGAAGAUCCUGAAGAAGACCUUCAAUAUGAGCACGAUAUUGAAAAAGAAGAGGAAUCCGCAAAAGUGAAGAAAUCAGUUGCAUUUGCUGGUUUAGAUGAUGAAUUCGAUGAAGAAGCUGCCAAGAAAGAGUUUGAAGAAGGUGGUGGAUUGCCAGAACAGCCGGAUGAUGUCGAUUUUAACGAGUUGACCCCAUUAUCCGACGUAAUUAUCAACAGACAAGCUACAAUCAAUAUUGGUACUAUUGGACAUGUCGCUCAUGGAAAAUCGACAGUUGUGAGAGCCAUUUCGGGUGUUCAAACUGUGCGUUUCAAGGAUGAGUUGGAAAGAAAUAUCACAAUUAAAUUAGGUUAUGCAAAUGCUAAGAUCUACAAAUGUGACGAUGAGUCUUGUCCCGAACCAGGCUGCUACAAAUCCUUCAAGUCUGACAAGGAAAUUAGACCGAAAUGUUCUCGCCCUGGCUGUAAUGGGCGUUACAAGUUGCUUAGACAUGUGUCAUUCGUUGAUUGCCCAGGUCAUGAUAUUUUGAUGAGUACUAUGUUGUCAGGAGCAGCUGUUAUGGAUGCUGCUCUAUUAUUGAUUGCAGGCAAUGAAAGUUGUCCUCAACCUCAAACUUCGGAGCAUUUGGCUGCUAUUGAAAUAAUGAAGUUAAAGCAUGUCAUCAUUUUGCAAAACAAGGUUGAUUUGAUGAGAGAAGAAUCAGCUUUGGAACACCAAAAAUCUAUCUUGACAUUUAUUAGAGGAACUAUUGCAGAUGGCGCUCCUAUUGUUCCAAUUUCUGCCCAAUUAAAGUAUAACAUAGAUGCUGUUAAUCAAUUUAUUGUGAAUUCCAUUCCUGUUCCCCCAAGAGACUUCUCCGCUUCUCCAAGAUUGAUAGUCAUUAGAUCCUUUGACGUCAAUAAACCGGGUGCUGAAAUUGAUGACUUGAAAGGUGGUGUUGCCGGUGGAUCGAUCUUGAGCGGUGUUUUCAAGAUUGGCGAUGAAAUUGAAAUAAGACCUGGUAUUGUGACGAAGGACGAUAGUGGUAAGAUUCAAUGUAAACCUAUCUUUUCUAAUAUUGUGUCCUUAUUUGCCGAACACAACGAUUUGAAAUUUGCUGUUCCAGGUGGAUUAAUUGGUGUUGGUACCAAAGUUGAUCCAACCUUAUGUAGAGCAGACAGACUAGUUGGACAAGUUGUUGGAGCUAAGGGUGACUUACCUUCUAUCUACACUGAUAUUGAAAUUAACUAUUUCUUGUUAAGAAGAUUGUUAGGUGUUAAGACUGAAGGGCAAAAGCAAGGUGCUAAAGUUAGAAAGUUAGAAGUUGGUGAAGUUUUAAUGGUCAACAUUGGUUCAACUGCAACAGGUGCCAGAGUUGUCGCUGUUAAGGCCGAUAUGGCACGUUUGCAAUUAACUUCCCCAGUUUGUACUGAAGUUAACGAGAAGAUUGCCUUGUCAAGACGUAUCGAAAAGCAUUGGCGUUUAAUUGGAUGGGCUACUAUCAAGAAGGGUACCACCUUGGAACCAAUUGCAUAAAUCCAUAGAUCACAAAGAUGAAGAAUUUACGUAUAUCCUCAUUUAUAAUAAGCGUAUAGUCGUUGCAUAUAUGUUUUAUUUCUG
Scheffersomyces stipitis CBS 6054 is the source of this 1653-nucleotide messenger RNA. It is a transcript of the gene GCD11, whose product is annotated as translation initiation factor eIF2 subunit gamma. The coding region runs from base 1 to 1569 and encodes 522 amino acids. The transcript has 2 exons. Gene Ontology annotation, molecular function: tRNA binding; translation initiation factor activity; GTPase activity. Gene Ontology annotation, cellular component: eukaryotic translation initiation factor 2 complex; cytosol. Lineage: Eukaryota; Fungi; Ascomycota; Pichiomycetes; Serinales; Debaryomycetaceae. Gene Ontology annotation, biological process: positive regulation of translational fidelity; formation of translation preinitiation complex. The record is from RefSeq and is a predicted model, not a curated record.